This is a messenger RNA of Mus caroli (Ryukyu mouse), 2222 nucleotides long. The record is from RefSeq and is a predicted model, not a curated record. NCBI's taxonomy places the organism in Eukaryota, Metazoa, Chordata, Mammalia, Rodentia, Muridae.
GAUUAUUGAACCAGAUGCUUUUGAUAAUGCUCAGUUGCCUGAAUCUCCUCCCAGCCUUUGACUAACAUUCCAGCCUUCCUGGGUCCUGGCAAUUUCAUCAAUCUAGAAACUUGUGGAGUGGGGAUUCUUGCCCCAAAGUAAAGUCUUUAUCUCCCUUUGGAGAUAGUUAUUCAGCCUCAAUGUCCUUUCAAGAACUCCUGAAUCAAGUUGGAAGCCUAGGGAGAUUCCAGAUCUUUCAGAUAGUUUUUCUUUUCCUCCUCAAUGCCAUUGUGAUACCUCAUAUUUCAAUGGAGAACUUUACUGCAGCCAUUCCCAAUCAUCGCUGCUGGGUCCCCAUCCUUGACAAUGACACUGCCUUUGAUAAUGGCAGUAGGAUCCUGAGCCAAGAUGACCUCCUGAGGAUCUCCAUCCCCCUGGAUUCCAACCUGAAACUGGAUAAAUGUCGUCGUUUUGCCCAACCACAGUGGCAUCUUCUUCAUUUGAAUGGCACUUUCUCCAAUGUGACAGAACCAGAGACUGAGCCCUGUGUGGAUGGUUGGGUGUAUGACAGGAGCAACUUCCUUUCUACCAUUGUGACUGAGUGGGACCUGGUAUGUGAAUCUCAGGCACUGAAUUCUGUCACUAAAUUUUCACUCAUGAUUGGUCUAUUUAUAGGGAGUAUCAUAUGUGGCCAUCUGUCAGACAGGUUUGGGAGGAAGUUAAUUUUAACAUGUGCUUUAUUACAAUUUGCCAUCACUGAAACCUGUGGAGCUUUUGCCCCCUCCUUCUUCAUCUACUGCUCACUUCGAUUCCUGGCAGGGAUGUCUGUGGAACCCAUAACAGUAAACAGUCACUUGCUCAUGUUAGAAUGGACAAGCCCUAAAUUUCUAGCCAUGAUGACAGCACUUUCAUCUUGUGCUCCUAAUAUUGGAUUCAUGAUAUUGUCAGGCCUGGCUUUUCUAUUUAGAAUCUGGCAUCACCUCCAGCUGACAAUGUCUGUGCCAAUGUUCUUCUUCCUUAUAUUCAUAAGGUGGCUGUCAGAGUCAGCUCGGUGGCUGAUUGUGACCAACAAACCCCAGAAGGGCUUAAAGGAACUUAGAAAAGUUGCACACAUGAAUGGAAUGAAGAAUUUCGGAGACCUAACCAUGGAGAUUGUGAGAACAAGUAUGAAGGCAGAACUUGAGGCAGCAAAGACUAAACCUUCUCUAAGAGAUUUGUUCCAUACAUCCAUCCUACGUAAGCGGAUAUGUGUCCUGUCCUUUAUGAGACUUUUCUUUACAGUAUCAAUUUUUGGCCUGGCAGUUCACCUCCAACAUCUGAGUUCUAAUAUUAUCCUGUUGCAGUUUCUCAUUAGUGCAUUGGCCAUACUAGUCAGUGUUAUUGGACCUUUUGUACUUAAUCACAUUGGCCGUAGAAUAACCUAUCUGGUUGUCAUGUCUCUGAGGGGAAUCUUCAUUCUGAUUGCUGUAUUUGUACCUCAAGAAAUGCAGACCCUGCGUAUUAUUAUGGCCACAUUGGCAGGAGGAAUUUCUUCUCUAUGUGUGGGUGUUAGUCGUCUUCAUACAAAUGAGCUACUCCCAACCACACUAAGGGCAACAGCUAUAGGAGUCAUUGGAUUCUUCGGUAAUAGUGGAGUAUUCCUAUCCCCCCUGUUUAUGCUGCUAGCGACAUACUAUGCCAACUUGCCCUGGAUCUUCUAUGGAGGCUUCUCCAUCUUCAAUGCGUUUAGUGUGUUUCUCCUUCCUGAGACCAAAAAUCAGCCUCUUCCUGACUCCACCCAUGAUGUAGGAAAUAAUUGGAAAGAAUCAAGAAAAGGAAAGAAGGAGGAUCCCAUCAUUAAAGUCACAAGGUUUUAAGGAACUCCUGGAAUUGUCAUCUGAUCAAAGAAGAGAAGAAAAUGGUAUUCAGGACAUAGUGACAUUUUUCCCAGGAUCAUUACUCAGAAUUAUUCACUGAUAUUAUCAAAAUUAUUAAUAACUCAAGAUAAAAUAAAAAACUGAUCACAUUGGCAUUGCUGCAAUCGAUUACUAUAUGUCAAAUACCUAUGAGUAAUCACAUAGGUGAUUUGAAGAAUUGGAAAGAACAUUGAAAGAUUUGAAAAGUACAUUGGAAAAAAUCAUACUUGCCUAUUUUUGCAAUCAUGUACACCUGUUUUGUUUUGGGAAGGUAUACCUAUUCUAUUUUUCCACUUCUGUGAUAUAAUACCUGAGGAAAUAAAAGGAAGUAAUCCUUUUCCCCCCAAA